Salvia miltiorrhiza (redroot sage) is the source of this 969-nucleotide messenger RNA. RefSeq lists its product as uncharacterized. Gene Ontology annotation, biological process: protein transport. The transcript is spliced from 4 exons. NCBI's taxonomy places the organism in Eukaryota, Viridiplantae, Streptophyta, Magnoliopsida, Lamiales, Lamiaceae. Bases 63 to 740 code for a protein of 225 amino acids. The record is from RefSeq and is a predicted model, not a curated record.
AAGUAAUUAUAUUAUAAACCACCUCAAACUAUAUAGUAUAAGUAAACAUAUGAAAUCAAAGCAUGCAAAAAGAGUUGAGCAGAAUGGGGAAGAGGUUGAAUGCUCUGCUGGGAAGAAGCUCCAACGCUUCGAAGCUAAGGACGGUGGCGAAUCUCGCAGUCGCUAGAAUUGCCAUACUCAGAAAUCUACAUGGCGUGAGAUGCCGCCAAGCAAGAUCCGAUGUGAUUCAGCUGCUGCACCAACCUCAUCAACAACGCGCUCUCCUUCGAGUUGAGCAAGUGAUGAAGGAGGAAAAUGCUUUGGAUGCACUGGUUAUGAUAGAGAUGUGCUGCCAUAUAUUGGGGGAGAGCACUGAGAUUAUCACAAACAGCAGGGAGUGUCCGGAUGAGGUGAAGGAGGCGGUAUCGAGCUUGAUCUUUGCAGCUUCGAGAAGUGGAGAGUUCCCGGAGCUACAAGAGAUUCGUCGCAUCUUCACUUCCAAAUACGGCAAAGACUUUGCAUAUAAGGCUGUGGAAUUAAGAAAUGAGUGCAGAGUUUAUCCUAAGUUGGUAGAGAAACUAUCGACGGAGAGAGCGAGCUCGGAAAGCAGACAAAUUGUGCUAAAGCAAAUCGCGGAAGAUAAUGGGAUCGCUCUAGAAUUCAUUGGAGGAAGUAGGAACAUGAAAGAUGAUGGAGAUGCAUUCGACUCGGAUGAUGCAAUGAGUGGAUUACAUAUAAUAAUAGAGAAUCCAAAUGUAUAAUGUGGAAAAGAAUGCACAACGGAAUUGGAGUGAUGAUUCCCAGAGGCAAGGAAAAACUACACCAGAGUAAAUAGUUAUAAUAGAUUAGAUUAACACAAGUAUCUAGCUAGUAUAUGGAUUCUUUUAUAACCUUCUCAAUAAAUAUGAUAGAUAGUUUCCUAUAUGUUCUAACUGCAUAAUUACCCUAUAAUAAUAACUACUACGUCCUCUCGCGUGAUGCAUGCGUCAU